Enhydra lutris kenyoni (northern sea otter) is the source of this 4821-nucleotide messenger RNA. Its product is annotated as myosin IIIB. Gene Ontology annotation, molecular function: protein kinase activity; protein binding; ATP binding. NCBI's taxonomy places the organism in Eukaryota, Metazoa, Chordata, Mammalia, Carnivora, Mustelidae. The record is from RefSeq and is a predicted model, not a curated record. Bases 1 to 4443 code for a protein of 1480 amino acids. Gene Ontology annotation, cellular component: myosin complex. The transcript has 38 exons. Gene Ontology annotation, biological process: protein phosphorylation.
AUGCUAAAAAUAUCUAGGACAGCAAUUGUGGAAUGUGGGGGAAGCUCCAUCCUUUCUGCGUUUGACAAGCCUGUUCCUUCCAAGGGGGGAAAUAAUGGAUUUAACCGGUGCCAAACCCGCUUGUGGAGGGAGGAGCCUGACCUUCCAGUCUCCCCAUUCCACAUCAUCUGGGUGUUCAGCCAGCCGGGACUUGAGGUGUCUGCCUGUCUCAGCCAAGUGCCCUUGCGGGCGGCGCUCUUCCUCACUCCUGUCCCAACUGCAGCCUAUGGACGGCUGCUGGGGACGCCUCGCGGGACCCCAGCCCAUCCCACACACUCCCGCCCGCCCGCCUCAGGGUCCACCGUGAGUAAGGUGGUUCCAGAAGAUUCCUCAGAGACCGAGCAACUCUGUGAAGCGGGUUGCAUCAGCAAUAGCAGCAGUUCCAUGAUGCAGAUGAAGAAACCAAGGAAACAUCUGUAUGGAUUGUUUCAUUAUAACCCCACAAUGCUUGGACUUGAAUCACUUCCAGAUCCCACUGAUACCUGGGAAAUUAUAGAGACCAUAGGUAAAGGCACCUAUGGCAAGGUCUACAAGGUAACCAACAAGAGAGAUGGGAGCCUGGCCGCAGUAAAAAUUUUGGAUCCAAUCAGUGAUAUGGAUGAAGAGAUUGAAGCAGAAUACAACAUUUUGCAGUUUCUUCCGAAUCAUCCCAAUGUUGUAAAAUUUUAUGGGAUGUUUUACAAAGCGGAUCACUGUGUGGGAGGACAGCUCUGGCUCGUCCUGGAGUUGUGUACAGGGGGCUCAGUCACGGAGCUGGUCAAAGGUCUGCUCAGGCGUGGCAAGCGGUUGGAUGAAGCAAUGAUCUCAUACAUCUUAUAUGGGGCCCUCCUGGGCCUUCAGCAUUUGCACAAUAACCGAAUCAUCCACCGUGAUGUCAAGGGGAAUAACAUUCUUCUGACAACAGAAGGAGGAGUUAAGCUCGUUGACUUUGGUGUCUCAGCUCAACUCACCAGUACACGUCUACGGAGAAACACAUCUGUUGGCACCCCGUUCUGGAUGGCUCCCGAGGUCAUUGCUUGUGAGCAGCAGUAUGACUCUUCCUAUGACGCUCGGUGUGACGUCUGGUCCUUGGGGAUCACAGCUAUUGAACUGGGGGAUGGAGACCCUCCCCUCUUUGACAUGCAUCCUGUGAAAACGCUUUUUAAGAUUCCAAGAAAUCCUCCACCUACUUUACUUCAUCCGGAAGAAUGGUGUGAGGAAUUCAUCCACUUUAUUUCGCAGUGUCUUAUUAAGGAUUUUGAAAGGCGGCCUUCUGUCACACAUCUCCUCGACCACCCAUUUAUUAAAGGAGCCCACGGGAAGGUUUUAUUUCUGCAAAAACAGCUGGCCAAGGUCCUCCAAGAUCAGAAGCAUCUAAACCCUGUUGUUAAAACCAGGCAUGAAAGAAUGCAUACCAGAAGACCCUAUCAUGUGGAAGAUGCUGAAAAAUACUGCCUUGAGGAUGACUUGGUCAAUUUAGAGGUUCUGGAUGAGGAUUCAAUUAUUCGUCAGUUGCAAAAGCGUUACAUGGACUUGGUGAUCUACACAUAUGUUGGAGACAUCUUAAUUGCCUUAAACCCCUUCCAGAAUCUAAGCAUAUACUCUCCACAGUUUUCCAGACUUUAUCAUGGGGUGAAACGUGCCUCAAAUCCCCCUCACAUAUUUGCAACAGCGGAUGCUGCUUACCAAUGUAUGGUUACUUUUAGCAAAGACCAGUGCAUUGUCGUCAGUGGAGAAAGUGGCUCUGGGAAGACAGAAAGUGCCCACCUGAUUGUUCAGCAUUUGACUUUCUUGGGAAAGGCCAAUAAUCAGACCUUGAGAGAGAAAAUUCUGCAAGUCAACUCCCUGGUGGAAGCCUUUGGAAAUGCAUGCACUGCCAUCAAUGACAAUUCCAGCCGCUUUGGAAAAUAUCUGGAAAUGAUGUUUACACCAACCGGAGCUGUGAUGGGGGCAAGAAUCUCUGAGUAUCUCCUUGAAAAAUCCAGAGUUAUAAAACAGGCAGUGGGAGAGAAAAAUUUUCACAUAUUUUACUACAUUUAUGCUGGUCUUUAUCACCAGAAGAAACUUUCUGAGUUCAGACUUCCUGAGGAAAAGCCUCCUAGGUAUAUAGCCGAUGAAACUGGAAGGGUGAUACAUGACAUAACUAACAAGGAGUCUUACAGAAGACAAUUUGAAGCAAUUCAGCAUUGCUUCAGAAUUAUAGGAUUCACUGACAAGGAGGUGCACUCAGUGUACAGAAUUUUGGCUGGGAUUUUGAAUAUUGGAAGCAUUGAGUUUGCAGCUAUUUCCUCUCAACAUCAAACUGAUAAAAGUGAGGUGCCCAAUGUUGAAGCUUUGGAAAAUGCUGCCUCCGUUCUCUGCAUCAGCCCUGAAGAACUCCAAGACGCCCUUAUCUCAUACUGUGUGGUCACCCGUGGUGAGACCAUCGUCCGAGCCAAUACUGUCGAUAGGGCUGCUGAUGUCCGAGAUGCCAUGUCCAAAGCGCUGUAUGGGAGGCUCUUCAGUUGGAUUGUCAAUCGCAUCAAUACACUCCUGCAUCCAGACAAAAGCAUAUGUAGUGCAGAUGAUGGUAUUAAUGUGGGGAUCUUGGAUAUUUUUGGAUUCGAGAACUUUCAGAGAAAUUCAUUUGAACAGCUCUGCAUAAACAUCGCCAAUGAGCAAAUCCAGUACUAUUUCAACCAGCACGUUUUUGCUCUUGAGCAGAUGGAAUAUCAAAAUGAAGGUAUUGAUGUUACACCUGUGGUGUAUGAGGACAAUCGCCCACUCCUGGACAUGUUCCUCCAGAAACCCCUGGGACUGCUUGCGCUUUUGGAUGAGGAAAGUCGAUUUCCCCAAGCAACUGAUCAGACCCUAGUUGAUAAAUUUGAAGAUAAUCUACGAAGCCAAUACUUCUGGAGGCCUAAGGGAGUGGAGCUGUGCUUUGGCAUUCUGCACUACGCUGGGAAGGUAUUGUAUGAUGCUUCUGGGGUUCUGGAGAAAAACAGAGACACGCUCCCCACUGAUGUGGUUGUGGUCCUGAGAACGUCAGAAAACCAGCUUCUGCAGCAACUCUUCUCGAUUCCUUUGACCAAAACAGGUAACUUGGCCCAGACAAGAGCCAGGAUAACAGCAGCCUCAAGAUCUUUGCCUCCACAUUUCAGUGCUGGGAGAACCAAGGUGGACACUCUGGAGGUGAUACGACAUCCCGAAGAAACCACCAACAUGAAGAGGCAGACCAUGGCUUCUUACUUCCGGUAUUCUCUGAUGGAUCUGCUCUCCAAAAUGGUGGUCGGACAGCCCCACUUUGUGCGCUGCAUUAAACCCAAUGAUGACCGAGAGGCCCUGAAGUUCUCCCGAGAGAGUGUGCUGGCCCAGCUCCGCUCCACAGGGAUCCUGGAGACAGUCAGCAUCCGCAGGCAGGGCUAUUCCCACCGCAUCCUCUUUGCAGAGUUUGUGAAAAGGUAUUAUUACUUGGCAUUCAAAGCACAUGAAAUGCCUCUUGCUAGCAAAGAGAGCUGUGUUGCUAUCUUGGAAAAAUCCAGAUUAGAUCACUGGGUGCUGGGAAAAACAAAGGUUUUUCUCAAAUACUAUCAUGUUGAGCAGUUAAAUUUGCUGCUGCGAGAAGUCAUAGGCAGAGUGGUUGUGCUGCAGGCGUAUGCCAAGGGGUGGCUUGGAGCCAGGAGAUACAAAAGAAUCAGAGAGAAGAGAAAGAAGGGGGCCAUUGCCAUCCAGUCAGCCUGGAGAGGAUAUGAUGCUCGGAAGAAAUUUAAGAAAAUAAGCAACAGAAGGAGUGAGUCUGUGGUUCCUAUUCAAGCAGGGCACCCUUCAGACCAAAGCAGUGAUCUGCAGCCCACUGUCACAGGGGAAAGCAAGGGAGGUGUCCAGGAUCAAGACCACUGUGAACCUAAUCAUACAAGAAGUCCACAAACAGAAUUCAACAGUGGCCAUGCAGAGACUUCAAGCAACUCUCCUGUUGUCACUGAGAAAAGUUGGCAUCCACAAACCCAGUGUUCUCCAAAAGGGUGUGAUGUCUCCGCAGGACAUUCAAAUAAGCACUCCAUUUCUGGGACUGAUCUGCUAUCUUCUCGGACAUGCCAUGCUGCCCCAGGUUGCCCAGGACCAAGUCCCUCAAAAGGAGCCCCUACAAAACUUGUUUCAGAAAACGGUCUUAUACAGAAGCAGCGAACACCUCGCCGAAGAUGUCAGCAGCCCAAAAUGUUGAGUAGCCCUGAGGACACCAUGUACUAUAACCAGUUAAAUGGAACUCUAGAAUAUCAAGGGAGCAAGAGGAAGCCAAGAAAACUUGGCCAAGUCAAAGUGCUUGAUGGAGAAGACGAAUAUUACAAAUCUUUGUCACCUGUGGACUCUGUUCCCGAGGAAGAUAACCCAUCCUGCCCUUUCCUUUCUUCCUCACCCUCAAAAGGAGCAUCUUUUGCUCAGCUCUGAGGUGUACUUUCUGCCCCCCCCCCCAAGUCUGUUCAGGAUAGUAUCUCUGCAAGAAUACCUGACAUGAAGAAAACCAACAAGGUGAAAAAUACUGUCAAGACAAAAUAACUGACCCUGGACGAAACAGAAAUCAUUCUGGGAAUACCACAGUUUUUAAAAGCUUCACUGCAAAACCAUUGGUGUUCAUGUUGUAAGCUGCUGAUUUUUCUUCCAUUUUGGCUCAUCUGCAGACAUGCCUCCAUCCACUUUAACUUUCUUUAUUUUUAAAUGUCAUGCAAAUACAGAAAAAGGCACAAAUCAGAAGACCCAACUCAAUAAGUUAUCAGAAAAUCAGUAUCUACAUAACUGCCCCUACAGUCAAGUUAUCUGUGUAACCAC